GCAAAAAGCACCGAAGAUACUUUGCCACUUUGAGGUUGAAAGAAAGAAAGGUGUGUGAUACAGAGAGUGCGCAGUUUCGGAGCGGAGGACAUAACUCUCUUCUUGUAACUGUUUUUUACUAACUGCUUUCACGACGGCCCCUGUCAGAAAAAGAUUUCAAAUUGGAGCAAUUCAAUUCCUCCGAAAGUUGUCAAAUUAGGGUUCUUUAAUUGAUGCAUCUGGGUCUUUAGGGUUUGAAAGGAAAAUGUUGACUCCGCAUAGGAAUCGGUGGCCGGAGACUGACCGGAAAGGAAAGGCUAUAGCUUUUGCCGAUGAAAUCAAGACGCCUUCUCCGUCAAGGGGCCUCCUCCUAAGAGAGGAUGAUGAUUGGCGAAAGUUCAAAGAAGUUGGUUUACUCGAUGAACCUUCUCUGGAAAGAAAAGAUCUUGAUGCUCUUACAGAGAAGAUCUUGAAGCUUGAAAAAGAGCUGUUUGAUUACCAACAUAAUAUGGGGCUUCUGCUAAUGGAGAAGAAGAAGUGGACUUCGACAAAUGAAGAGCUUCAACAAGCAUUUAAUGAAGCUACGGAGAUUCUCAAUCGUGAAAGAACAUCAAAGUUGAUUGCUUUAAACGAAGCUGACAAAAGAGAAGAGAAUCUUAGGAAAAGUUUGAUUGCGGAGAAGCAAUUUGUAGCUGAGCUUGAGAAGGAUUUGAAAUACUGGCGACAAGAACAUUCUGAGGUGAAGUCUACUUCUGAGGCAAAGCUAGCUGAAGCAGAUGCUUUGGUUAUUGGUAUGAAGGAAAAAGCUUUAGUGGUGGAUAGAGAGAAGGCUAUUGCUGAAGAAAAGCUUUCAGUGAUUAAUAGAAAAAGUUCUGAGGUAGAAAGGAAACUAAAAGAGGUGGAGACUCGUGAAAAAGUGCACCAAAGAGAGCAUCUUUCUCUAGUUACAGAACGAGAAGCUUAUGAGGCAGUGUUUUACAAGCAGAGAGAAGAGCUACAGGAUUGGGAGAAGAAGUUGACACUAGACGAAGAUAGGUUGUCUGAAGCUAAAAGAAGCAUUAACCAUAGAGAAGAAAGAAUUAUGGAAAGUGAAAGAGCUAUCAAGAAGAAAGAGAAGCUCCUUGAAGAGACGCAACAAAUGAUUGAUAUUGCCAAGUCAAAAUUAACAGAGAGAGAAGAAUCUAUAAACAAUAUGCUAAAUGACAUUUCUAAGAAGGAAAAAGACUUUGAAGCCAUGAAGGCUAAAGUUGAUAUCAAAGAGAAGGAGCUCCAUGAGUUUGAGGAGAAGCUUAUUGUGAGGGAGCAGAUGGAGAUUGGGAAGCUCCUUGAUGAUCAGAAGGCUGUUCUAGAUUCCAGAAGGCAGGAGUUUGAAAUGGAGCUUGAACAGAUGAGGAGAUCCCUUGAUGAAGAACUUGAGGGAAAGAAAGCUGAAAUUGAGCAGCUGCAAGUUGAUAUCAGCCACAAGGAAGAGAAGUUGGCGAAGAGAGAGGCAGCUUUGGAGAAAAUGGAGGAGAGAGUGAAGGUGAAAGACAAGGAUCUUGAAGCAAGGCUGAGAGCUGUGAAGGAAAAUGAAAAAUCUAGAAAAGCAGAAGAGAAAAAGCUGCAUUUGGAAAAUCAUCAAUUUCUCGAAGAGAAGAAAUGUUUGCUUAAACUUAAAGAUGAGAUUGAAGAGAUCGAAGCUAGGACAAAAAAGCAGGAGUCAGUGAUUCUCGAAGAACAUGAAAGUCUCAGGAUUACAAAAGAAGAGAGACUUGACUUUCUGAGACAGCAGUCUGAACUGAAGCAGCAGAUAGAUAGAGUUAAGCAAGAGGAGGAGUUACUCUUACAGAAACGUAAAGAACUGAAACAAGAUAAGGAAAGAUUUGAGAAAGAGUGGGAAGUUUUGGAUGAAAAGAGGGCUGACAUAGCUAGAGAGCAAAAGGAAGUUACUGAAGAAAAGGAGAAACUGAGAAGGUUGCAAAGGCAAGAAGAAGAGGGUGAGAGAGAUUUUAAUGAAAGGGAGAGAACAUAUGAGAAGAGAAGCCAAGAAGAGCUUGAAAACAUUAAUUACACAAAGAAGCUGGCUCAGAGAGAGAUGGACGAAGUGCAAUACGAGAAGCUUGCUCUUGAGAGGGAAAGAGAACAAAUUUCUAUCCAAAAGAAGUUGUUGAAAGAACAAGAAGUUGAGAUGCAUAACGACAUCACUGAGCUAGAUGUACUUAGAAGCUCUUUGAAGGAGCAACGAGAAGAAUUCAUCAGUGCAAGAGAGCGUUUCCUAGUAUUCCUGGAAAAACUUAAGAGCUGCAGUUCCUGCGGAGAAAUAACCGAAAAUUUUGUUCUGACUGAUCUUCGACUGCCUGAUGUUGAAAAUGGGGACAAACUUUCUGAGAAACGGAAAUUAAAAGCAGAGGACGCUUUCAACAUUUCUCCCAGUGCAGAAAAUAGCAGGAAAACAUCUUUGAUUGGGAAAAUUGCUUCAAAGCUGUUGAGUAUAUCACCGAUUGGGAAGGCAGAUAAAGUCACUGACCUGGGUGUAACAGUUAAGCUUCCAAAAUCUUCGCAACGUGAUGAUAAUCUUGAUUCAGUGCCAGGCGAUGAUCAUGAACCAUCUGCUACUGAACAGAGUUUCACAGAUAGUAGAAUACAAGAAGGUCCUGAGAUUUCCCUGCAAUCAGAGAUAGAGAGUGAUAAACCUAGACGUGGUAGAGGUAGGGGUAAGUCUGUUAGAGGAAGAUCGCAAGCAACAAAAGCUGCGUCUAAAGAUUCAAAACCAUCUGAUGUAGGAACUCCAAAGAAGCGACAACGCGAACAGGCUUCUAGAAUCACAGAAAGUGAACACACAGCUGGUGAUAGCGAUGAGGGUGUAGAUAGUAUCACAACUGGUGGACGUAGGAAGAAGAGACAAAUAGCCGUUCCAGUCUCUCAAACGCCUGGGCAAAGCCGGUAUCAUCUCAGGAGACAUAGAAAUGUAGGAACAGAAGAAGAUAAAGCACAAGCAUCAACAGGUGCCACAGAAAAACAAGAAAGUGUCAAUGGUGAUAGCAGAAUAGUGCCAAGUCUGAAGGAUACUCUUACUCGACCACAAGGUGAGAAUAGGGAAAAUGGCAAAGCUGAAGUAUUAGUGGAAGCAGUAACACAUGAAGAGAUUGUUAGGGUAACACAUGAAGAGACUGUUAGGGUUGUAGCAGAGACGGAGUUCAAGGAUAACAACACGGGAAAGAGGAAAGAUUCACAGUUGGAAACAGGAGGCAGCGGUGAAAUAAGAGAGCAUGGUGAAGAUGAUGAUGAGGAUAUCAGCAUGAUCGAAGAGGAGAAGGAAGGAGAAGAAGAAGAAGAAACAGAGCGCCAAGGUGAUGCUUCCAUAGGAAAAAAGAUUUGGGUCUUUUUCACAACCUGAUCAUUUUCCCUUUAUUUCUCUUUUAAAAAGGACAAAGCUCUCCCACAAGUAGGAUUUGCAACAUCUUGUUAUGUGUUGGUUCUUUUUUAACUUCACUUUCUUUUUCUAAGCAACUGAAACAAAAAGGAAGUGAUUCUUGAAAGGCAUGGACAUGUUAGGAAAUGUAACAUUUGAUUUUACUCUC
Camelina sativa (false flax) is the source of this 3539-nucleotide messenger RNA. Its product is annotated as protein CROWDED NUCLEI 3. Lineage: Eukaryota; Viridiplantae; Streptophyta; Magnoliopsida; Brassicales; Brassicaceae. The record is from RefSeq and is a predicted model, not a curated record. Gene Ontology annotation, cellular component: nucleus. Gene Ontology annotation, biological process: nucleus organization.